This is a messenger RNA of Fusarium sp. VM40, 1701 nucleotides long. NCBI's taxonomy places the organism in Eukaryota, Fungi, Ascomycota, Sordariomycetes, Hypocreales, Nectriaceae. The record is from the annotation of a GenBank genome assembly.
AUGGGCACCGAAAGUAAAACCGAGACCGUGCAAAUCGUCAUAGACUCGCUCCUAGCGGCAGGAGUCAAAUACGUCUUUGGCGUCCCGGGCGCAAAAAUUGACUCCGUCUUCAACGGCCUCGUCGACCACAAGGAGAUCAAACUCGUAGUCUGCCGCCAUGAACAAAAUGCCGCAUUCAUCGCCGGAGCCAUCGGAAAGAUCACAGGCCGUCCUGGCGUCUGCAUCGCAACAUCUGGACCGGGAACCAGCAAUCUAGUUACCGGUCUCGUCACUGCUACUGAUGAGGGCGCGCCUAUGGUCGCUAUCGUGGGGAGUGUGCAGCGGUCGCAUAUGCUGAAGAAGACGCAUCAGAGCUUGAGAGGCAUUGAGCUGCUUACGCCGGUUACUAAGAAGGCAGCCGGUGCGACCGUUGAGGAUCAGGUGGCUGAGAUUAUGCUUGAUGCUUUUCGUGAGGCUACUACUUAUCCUCAGGGUGCAACGGCUGUUAGUCUUCCUAUCGAUAUCAUGCUCACUGGAGUCAGCAGGUCUACCAUUCCUGCUUUCCCAUCCAGCGCUUUUGUGUCACCCAACUACGGACCGUCAUCGGAGCAGACCAUUGAUGAAGCGAUCAAAAGGAUACAGGGGGCAAAAGCACCAGUUCUGUUCCUAGGCAUGCGCGCAGCAGAUCCGGGUGUGAUUGAUGCAGUCCAGCGAUUCUUGCAAAAGCACCCUAUGCCUGUCGUUGAGACAUUCCAAGCCGCUGGAGCUAUCUCAAAAGAUUUGUUCCAUCUCUUUUACGGCAGAGUUGGCCUAUUCCGCAAUCAGCCGGGAGAUAAGCUCCUAGCCCUCUCUGACUUGGUCAUUACUGUUGGAUUUGAUCAGGCAGAAUAUGACGCGGAUGUUUGGAACGCCGCUAAUCAUCUUGAUAUCCUCCAUCUUGACUUUCUUCCUGCUGAUUGGGGGUACUUCUAUGCACCCAAGCUGGAAAUCAUCGGGUCGCCAGCACAGAAUCUUGAUAUUUUGAGCGGCAAGCUCGAUAAUGCCGCAAGACUACAGGAGACGGAAAAGGCCAAGGCUAUCCUAGAUGAACUCCACGACUGGAAAAAAAGUCCCGAAGCCAAUGCAAACGAUCCCACCGGCCGCGUUCAUCCUCUCUACUUUAUCCGCCAGCUGCAAGAGAUGAUGCCAGAGUUCACGACAGUUGCUGUGGACGUGGGAAGUGUAUAUAUCUGGAUGUGCCGCUACUUCUACUCUUACAAACCCAAGACCUUUUUGGUUUCCAACGUCCAGCAGACUCUCGGAGUUGCCAUGCCUUGGGCAAUUGGGGCGUCUCUAUGUCAAUCCCCUCCAUGCUCAAGCAAAGUCGUCAGUAUCAGUGGCGACGGUGGAUUUAUGUUCAGCUCCCAGGAGCUCGUCACAGCUGUUCAACAAGGCUGCAACAUCACACACUUCAUAUGGAACGACGGGAGGUAUAACAUGGUUGAGUUUCAGGAAGCUAAGAAGUACGGACGGAGUGCUGGUGUCAACCUGGGCGGUAUGGACUUUGUCAAGUUUGCUGAGGCAUCUGGUGCGAAGGGCUUCCGCGUUGACUCACCAUCGGAUUUGAAGAGUGUAAUGAAGGAGGCACUGGAGUUUGAAGGGGUAUGUCUUGUGGAUGUGAACAUUGAUUACUCGCAGAACCUUGCAUUGAUGGAGCAAGUAGACCUUGGUGCUAUUGCUUAG